Myotis daubentonii (Daubenton's bat) is the source of this 2918-nucleotide messenger RNA. RefSeq names its product DnaJ heat shock protein family (Hsp40) member C18 (gene DNAJC18). The record is from RefSeq and is a predicted model, not a curated record. Gene Ontology annotation, molecular function: Hsp70 protein binding. Gene Ontology annotation, biological process: cellular response to misfolded protein. Lineage: Eukaryota; Metazoa; Chordata; Mammalia; Chiroptera; Vespertilionidae. Gene Ontology annotation, cellular component: endoplasmic reticulum membrane.
GACCAGCAUGCCCUGCGCGUCUUGCCCCGCCCCCCAUCUUUUUCAGCCUCAGGCGCCGGGGAGGUUCGGUUGACCUGCUGACUGGGAACCAGAAAUGGCAGCUACUCUGGGCAGCGGGGAGCGCUGGACCGAAGCUUACAUUGAUGCAGUUAGAAGAAACAAAUACCCAGAAGACAGACCUCCUGAAAGUCAUGAUCCCUGUGGUUGCUGUAACUGCAUGAAGGCGGAAAAGGAAAAGAAGUCUGAGAAUGAGUGGAAUCAGACCUGGCAGGGCGAGGGGAGUGCCACUUAUACUGAGGACCAGCUGCUUGGGGUACAAAGAAUCAAGAAAUGCAGAAAUUACUAUGAAAUUCUGGGAGUUUCUCGAGAUGCCAGUGAUGAAGAGCUUAAGAAAGCUUACCGAAAACUUGCCCUGAAAUUUCACCCUGACAAGAACUGUGCUCCGGGAGCAACAGAUGCUUUCAAAGCAAUAGGAAAUGCCUUUGCAGUUCUUAGCAAUCCGGACAAGAGACUCCGCUAUGAUGAAUAUGGAGAUGAACAAGUGACUUUCACUGCCCCUCGAGCCAGAUCUUAUCAUUAUUACAGGGACUUUGAAGCUGACAUCACUCCAGAAGAGUUAUUCAAUGUCUUCUUUGGAGGACAAUUUCCUACAGGAAAUAUUCAUAUGUUUUCAAACGUGACAGAUGAUACCCACUAUUACCGCCGGCGGCACCGACAGGAGAGGGUGCAGAAACGGAAGGAGGAGGAAGAGGAUAAACCUCAGACUACAUAUUCUGCAUUUAUUCAGUUACUUCCCGUUCUUGUGAUUGUGAUUAUAUCUGUUAUUACUCAGCUGCUAGCUACUAAUCCCCCAUACAGUCUAUUCUACAAAUCGGCCAUGGGCUAUACCAUUUCUAGAGAAACCCAGAACCUGCAGGUGCCUUACUUUGUGGAUAAAAACUUUGACAAGGUCUACAGGGGAGCAUCUCUGCGUGAACUGGAGAAGACGAUAGAGAAGGAUUACAUUGAUUACAUCCAGACGAGUUGUUGGAAGGAGAAACAACAAAAGUCCGAGCUGACCAAUUUGGCAGGAUUAUACAGAGAUGAACGAUUGAAAGAGAAAGCAGAGUCGCUGAAACUUGAAAACUGUGAAAAACUUUCCAAACUCAUUGGCCUACGCAGAGGUGGCUGAGAGGAUGAUAGUCCUAUGCAGGGAUGGAAGAAAAAUUCCUGUUGGAAGGAGAUUCUGCAUGAAAACUGAUUUCCAGAGUGGAGUUUCUCCUUUCAGAUGCUCGGUCAUGAUUCAGACAGAUGUGUCUGGCACGGUUCAACAUGUGGACAUUCCACAGGGUCAGGAGAUGCCUCCGGAGGUAAAGAGUGGGGCUUUAGUGGCUGGUAGAGGACAACUGCUCAGCUGUGGGGGGAGGAGCAGCUCCAGAUAUAGCCAGAUUUUGCUGCCCAGCUAUGUCUAUCCUCCUGGAUUUGGGAGGCUUUCUUGUCUCCCUCUGAGUGACAGAGGAGAUUUACACAGUAAAAUGUGCCUGUGCACACCAAAAUCAACGCUCUCCUCUCAGCCCCAAUCCCUGCUAGGAAAUGGGCUAUAAAUUAAACUGACUUGACAGGUUAGAUGAACCUACUGUAGAUGCCCCUGAAGAGUGUGGCCACAUGUUUUAUAGAUUUCAUGGCAGACAUUAGUUAUCUGUGAUGAUACUAAAUAGAGGCAAUACUGACUCCAAUAAAUGUCAGACCUAUUGUCUGUCUUUAUAGAACUGAUGGUACUAUUUAACUUAUUACCUAGGAGACCACAACACUCACAUCUGGUUUUCCUCAAGAUAAUAUUUGCAUUUGGUUGAAGGAUAAUUUAUCUAUUUGUUACAGUCCAGAAUAUUGUUAAACUAAAAUUUCCUGGGUUAUACUUUAGGUGGGUUGUCUACAUGGUGGUAAUCAUAAGGAUUUUCCUCUAGCCUACAUCCUUUGGAAGGUUUCCUAGUCAUAUAUAAGCUCUUUAGGUAAGGCUUAUUCUUGCUGUCAGAACUUGGUGUGCAGCGCUAGACCGUGUCUAUGGGCAUUAGAACAGCUUGAAGAUGUGUAAUGGGAGAAGGGCUAAGAAAUAAGGCUUGAGGCUCAAGCAAAAAUGGAAACUCUCAUCAUUAGGAUGAUAGUGCUCUUUGCACUGCAUGAUCAGCAGUGAGGAGGGGAGCAUGAAAAUCCUCACACCAAAGGACACUACAGCUUGAAGGAAUCCGUGACCCCUGAUUAGCAACCCUGGGGUUCAUCUGCUCAAACCAGAAAAUGUCUGAACUUCCUUAUCAGCUCCAGGCCUCACAGAUAGAAAGAAGUGACCAGUAAAAAAUGCAAUUGCUAUGCUUUCUGUUGGAAACUAUUAAAAAUUACACUGAACUCCAAACUCCACUGGAACAUGAGAUCCAGCAGCCCGGCCAAGCUAUGUGUUAUUCUCAUUUCAUCCUCACACUCAGGACAGGCCUUGUGAGGAGGCACUAUUGGGAUUCUAGAAGCUUUCUGUUACAACUGGCCACACAUGCAAGUAGUCUCUGCAUGCAUGAUCCUCACAGGAGCUAGCACUUAAUCAGUAUUUAUUUUGGAUUCAUUUAAGGUGUAAGCUUAGUAUCCUAAUACACUUGUUUUUGGAAAGGGCCAAGUUAUUGUACAUCUUAAUUUUUGAGCCUGCGUUGUUGAUACCUCGUGCAAUGACCACCAAGUAACUAUAUACCCAUGUGUUAGAUAUUAAUUACAUCAUUUGCAUCCCAUUCAGUAUUUGGAAUUAAAGAUGUGAAUGUUCUGUGACCAGAGCCAGGUUUGAUACAGAUGGAAUCAGCUCCGGUGGAGUCCUGAGAAAUCUGGUCACCUGAUCUACUGCAUCUGAAUUAAUUGUAUUUUAACACAGAAAGAAAUUAAAUGAUUUUAUAUAUAAAAAAGGC